AUGAAGGCCUAUGAGGGGCAGCAGUACUCCACCCUGAAGAGGCAGUGUUUGCAGAGUGGGCUGCUCUUUGAGGACCCCCGCUUCCCCGCCAAAGACGACUCCCUGUUCCUCCACGGGAACCGCAUCGGCCGCGUGGUCUGGAAGCGCCCGCGGCUGUACAAGCCUGCAAUAGAACGCUUUGACCAGUCCAGGUCCAACUCUUCCAUGGUUUGGUACACUUUGCCGAAAAUAUCCUCCCCCUGUCGUAGUCCCUUUGAGACUUUGGAGGGCUGCCAGCUCCUCGUACAUCUCAAAGUUUGCAAUAACUCCACGAAUACAAAUGAGCAGCUGCGCGGUGUCCUGCACGUCCGUGCUCUCAUCCAGUGCUAA
This is a messenger RNA of Knipowitschia caucasica, 369 nucleotides long. The record is from the annotation of a GenBank genome assembly. NCBI's taxonomy places the organism in Eukaryota, Metazoa, Chordata, Actinopteri, Gobiiformes, Gobiidae.